Psylliodes chrysocephalus is the source of this 12939-nucleotide messenger RNA. The record is from the annotation of a GenBank genome assembly. NCBI's taxonomy places the organism in Eukaryota, Metazoa, Arthropoda, Insecta, Coleoptera, Chrysomelidae.
CUUUAAUGACGUUUCACAUUUUAAAACAUUGAGAAACUAUUCUGAUGUUGAUUGUGAAAAUCUUGGAAGAACAAUAUUGAAUUUUCCAAAUGGAUACUUAUGAAAGUGUGUUGUUAGUUAAACCAGAGGUAUUUGUUUUCAAUAUACCUCCAAGAGCUUCAAAUAGAAAUUAUAGGGCUGCUGAUUGGAAUUUGGCAGAACCGUCAUGGACAGGUAGAAUGAGAUUAAUUUCAAAGGGAAAUGAAGUUUUUAUAAAACUCGAAGAUAAAAAUUCGGGGGAGCUUUUUGCAAAAUGUCCAAUUGAAACAUAUCCUGGGAUAUCUAUCGAACCUGUUAGUGAUUCCUCCAGAUACUUUGUUCUUAGAAUUAUGGAUGACACUGGACGAACUGCAUUUAUUGGAAUUGGCUUUGGUGAUAGAUCAGACUCCUUUGACUUAAAUGUAGCUCUUCAGGAUCACUUCAAAUGGAUCAAGAAAGAAAAACAAAUUAGUGAAGAGCCAGCAACAGGUCCUGGGUUGGAUCUGGGUUUCAAAGAAGGUGAAACUAUAAAGAUUAAUAUGAAAAUAACUAAAAAAGAUGGAUCUGAAGGAAGUUCAAGAAGCAGGGUGCAGGGAGCUACUGGUGGAGGCCUAGGUCUUUUACCACCUCCUCCAGGGGGUAAAUUACCUGCUCCACCAAGUAUUUCACCUGCUGUAUCACCUUCUCAUGCUGCAAAGCCGGCUAGUGGAGGUGGGGAAUCUUGGAGCGAAUUUAAAUCUGCUGAUUCUAGCGCCCCCGAAAAUCCUUCAACAAAUAGCAACUGGGUGCAGUUCUAAAAAUCUUGCAUCUUCUGUAAACCAUUCUAAGUAGUUAUAUUUAACUACAUAUUCCUAGCAGUAGGUAUUAUCUGUAUUUCCUACCUAAGAGUGACAACGGGAAAAUGAAUGUAUUGAGUUAAUAUUGAUAGAUAUUAUGUUAAAAUGCUUAGGUUAAAUAAUUUAAAUAGAUGACCUAUUUUAUUAUUAUUGUUAAACGUUUUUCAAAUAAAAAUUGCUCAUAAAUAAACCCUGAUUCAGUUCUUUGUAUUAAAUUUUUUUACAAAUUUUAAAAUAUAUUUAUUACUAAAUUUUCAUAAAAAAAGUUACAUAAAUGUUAUCUGCUUUUGUAAAUGUAAAUAGGGUUUAAUAAUUUGCACGACUGAAAUCAGGGAUUCAGUUAUUUUAGUUCUAAUGUACAGACCUGUGAAACUUUAAGUGCACACUAUAAUGCAUUAAUUUUUUUACUGUGUUGUAAGUUAAAAAUACAUUUUGAUUUGCACCAAUUUGCUCAGCUUUCAGUGUUUAAUAUAUGAAUAAGCAUUGUUUAAAAUAACAUGUAAUUUUAGUCACAUAUCAGAAUAUUUUUAUAUGUUUAGCAAAAUGUCAGUCUUCCUCACUUUUUUUAAACAUAUUUUUUUCCUAUAAAAUUGGAAUAUAUAAUGCUAGUAUACCCAAUCUGUAUUGUUUAAAUAUAAAUGGCAGUUUUGGCAGCUUAUAAUAGAGUUCUGGUUCAAUAAGUGAUUGUUCUUUAACUCAUUCAAAUAAUUCUUCGAAAGAAUGAAUUCUAAAUGUUAGUGUUCUAGAACGAAUAUAAAUAUUAAAAAUCAAAUUAUAUGAUUUAAGAAAAAAUGUGUUCAAUUCAUCAAAAACUAAUAAAAAAUAUACUUAGAUGUUUUCUUAAAUAUUUAAGAAUAUUGCAUGAAUCCCUGAAUGAAAACAAAUAUCUAAGCACACUUUUAACUUUUAAAAAUCCGUUUUAGAUAUAUAUCUAUUUAUAAUAGCUAUUUGUGUAUUAAGAGCAGAAAGUAGCACUUUGGGAGUUGAGACAGUGAGUUGCCAUCCGACGCGUUAGCAGAGCGCGGCAAUCUGUUGAAACUGCCAGAAGACUUUCUGCUCGAAUUACACACAAGAUUUUUUCUACGAUCACACCAAAAUAAAAUAAAUAAUUUUAUUUUAUUAGAAAUGGGUUUACUUCUUUCGUUAUAAUAAUGUAAGAUUAUUUUGACAUGAGCCUAGUCUUCGAAGAGAAAAAAAUGUUUUAGUACUUACAUGUCGGUAAUUAUUUAUGAUUUAACCAUUUAAUUAUUUACGGAAAAUAUUAUGAAGUCAAUUAAAAUAUUUUAGAUUAGCCUACAUUUUCUAUUAAAAUACCAAUUAGCUUUCUUUUAUUUAAAUCAAAUUAAAACAAACAAGCAUGUGCCAAUAAUGUAAAAUUAUGACAAUUCAUGGAAAACUUCAACUUUUUAGUUAGAUUUGUAUGUGCAAAAGCCUACUUUGGAUAGUGAUCGUAGAAAAAUAUAUUUGUUCAUACUUAUAUACAUUAUUAGAAACAAAAUAUUUACCAUUUAUAAUGAUGAGGGACAAUCGCACAGUAGAAAACUUGUCGACGGGAGUGCUAAUGAAAGGCGUUUAUUUUUAAUUUUCCCAAUAUAUUUUCUUCUAUGUUAUCUUUUAAAUUCGUUUUCGUCAAAGUUGCUACGAAAAUAAAACAAUUCAUUAAAAACAUUACCCAAAUAUAAAAUUAUGGUCAAGAUAUGGAUCACUUGCACUGGAUGUCCACGUGUCCAAAUAAAAGGAUGCCAGCAACAGCCUGUGUUUCAGAAACUAUUAUAAAAUUUUGAAUAAUAAUUUUUAAAUAAAUAGUGGUUAGGAGGAAUCACUGGAAAAUAUAUUUGAGUAUCUAACUUUACCAUUUAAUGCUUAGAUAUAUAGAUUUUAGUCACUAUUUUUAUACACACAUAUUUAUAGCACUUCAGAAAGCAUUUAAACUAUUGAAUACUGAAAAUAAUAAGAGUAAGUAAAAAAUUGAAACCUAACUCCAUAUAUCCAUAUGGACUGAAAAUGAGGAAGAAAAACUUUUUUAUUUUCACAUUUUCGACAAAAUGUUAUUCUUUAUUACAGUUUUUGCUUGUCUUAAAACUAAUAUCUAAUCCAAAUGUCCCAUUAGUGUGUAAUUGUUUAAUAUUUUAAUUUUAUGUUAUAGACCCGCAAACAAGUUUAAAAAAAAGUUAUAUGGAUUUGAAAAGUACAUAUUUUAAAAAUAUUUUUGGAUAUAUAGGGUGUUGCAUUUUUGCCUGGUAAAUAAUUUUUUUUUUAAGUAGAACACCUUGUAUUUUAUUUCAUUUUUAGAAUGGAUUACUAUUACUAUAUUCAAUCCUAGAUUUUCUUUCAAGCAAUUAUUUUUUUUUAAAUUAGAGAAUGGAUGCAGACCCCAAAUUAAAUUAUCAUAAUUUAGGUAGAUUUACAUUGAUUUCAAAAUUGUUUAAUGUACAGACUUGUAAGAUACUAAGCUAACGAAUAGUAGUGAUAGAACUAGUUUAUUUUAUAUAUAGAGUGUUUUGAAAUAUGUCCUUAAUAUGGCUAAUUAUGAGUUCAAUUUACUAAAUUUUUUCAAAUGCAACACCCUAUAUAUUAUUUUAGCAUCAAAUUUCUGAUAAAUUUGCCUUUCCAACGAUACCAAUAUGUUAGCCAAUAACACAUAUCUCAUCAGUGCGUAAUUGAUCGAUAGUCGUUUUAUUAUUGGAAAUUCUAGAGACGCUAAAAUGGUGGUUUCCCCCUUAUCGAGACUGAGGCCCACAAGGGUAAACUCAGCGUAAAAAAACGAGAAAUAAUUUAACUUUGACUGAAUGAUCAAAAGCCAAUAGUAGUAUUAAGACGUUGAAUUUUCUGGUUUGUGAAGCAUUGGCAUUACUUAGGUCAAACCAUGUGAGGAUUUUGACAAACCUUAAUUUUUAAAACCAUUCUAUAUUGCCUUUUGAUUAGAAUUUACAAACUUGUUCGAGUAAUUUAUCCAAUAAUAAUUGGCCUCUUUACCUCUUAAUCCUGCUCAUAUAAAAUAUUUGGGCUCCUCACUUCGCCUAUUUAUCUAAAAAUAUUUGGUCUCUUUUAAAUAUGUUUAUGUAAAAUUAUAUGAUCCCAUUACUUCCUUAGAUCUGUUCAAGUAGUAGGUAAUACUGUAAAUACUAUGGCCAUGUUAUCUAAACAUUUUUUUUUAAUUCAGAAAUAUUGAGAAAAUUGAAAUGUUAAGGUAUAAGUCGAAAUUUAUAUACAGAGUGUACAAAAAGUAACGUAAUAUACUAAUAUUUAAAUAGGUUUGCAAAACAAUUUUGAAUAAAAUUUUAUGAAACGAGUCAAAUUCGCGCGAAUUUCGAAACGUCGGCCGAGCGCACUCGCUUCGCUCGCCCUCCUCUGUAUUGGUUAGGAGGUGGGUGGGAGGAGCGUAUCGUGAUCUUAUGGAAACCCUUGUCAUGAUAACGAAUAAACAAAUCCUGUAGUGAGAAAAUGACUAGUUGCCAAGUUAUAGAUGGUUUUAUUUUCACUUUAGUUUAGAUUAAGAGUUAAUCUAAAUAUAAGAGGCAACUGCGCAUUUCCUCACUAUCGGAUUUAGGUUUUUGUUUAGUCGACAUCACGACUUAGACAGCACAAAUAGGUCCAUUGGACGUCCAUUCAAUAUACAAUUUUGGAUGCCUGGACGUCCAAUGAUGAGUUUUUUCUGGACUUCCGGACUUCAUAGGACGUCCAAUUCUGGAUUAUAUUUUGACUUUCAAUACUCGACAUUCAAAAAACGUCCAUUCCUGGAUUAUAUAUUCCACACACACUAUUUUAUAAUAUUAAUAAUUUAUUUAUUUUUUUCGCAACCCGCUAUACACCAUUUAUUAUUUUUUUUUAUUAAAAAGGUAUCGAACUCACGACACGUCCAUUAUCUUUCUGGGCAUUCAAACGCUAGGCGACCUCGACCAAGAAGCCACUUGAAAAAUUUUUACUAGAUACGGUUAUAAUAAAAUAAGAUUUCAAACUUAAUAUAGAAUAAAAUGUAAUAGAUUAAAUUUGUCAAUUUUUAAUGACCAGUUCUAUUAAAAAUAUAUAUAGAUGGUAUUAUCUGGUAGGUAAAUAAUGACCGAAGAUGGGCGUCCACUGGACGUCCACGUGACGUCAAAAUAAUACUAAACUUAAAAUUAAGUCCAAAAACAGACUUCCUCUGGACAUCGAUAUGCAGCUUUCAAAUUAAUGAUAAUAAACGGACGUACACCGAAUACGGAUAUGGACGUUCUGGCCCUCAAAUGGAUCUAAAGUGGACGUCCUUUGGACGAUGUGUGUUGUCUGGGGACAAACGUUCUUGUUUAGUCGUUACCAUGGGAAGUAUCUAUAUGGCAAAAGUUCCUCCGUAACUGAUUACAGCUAAAUUAACUCAUCUGUAACUUGGCAACCACACAUUUCCCCACCACGGGAUUUGGUUUUUUGUUUAGUCAUUACUAUGUCAAGCGUUCCCAUGGCAACAGUUUCACCAUAACUGAUUUCGUCUAAAAUUAAGUGAACAUUAAAUGAUCUAUAACUUGGCAACUAUGCAUUUCCUCAUUUGGGUUUGUUUUUACUGGUUACUAUGGCAACGGUUGCUAUGGCAAUAAUUUUUACGUAACUGAUUUCGGCUAAACGAAAUUUGACCUCAAAUUCCGUUUAGAAAUCCCCAAGCUUAAAUUAAAUUUGACAUGCCAUUAUAUAAAAGUUUACCACGGUAUGUGUCGCGCCACCACAGUAACCACAAUACUGUAACCAAGUAUGUUGUGGUAAGCUUAUAAAGAAAUGCCUUAAAAGUAUCCACCGAGUGAUGUCACAGUUAACCUAACACAAAUUGAACUAAUUCAGCUAUCCUCUUGUUGAUAGUACUCUUUUAACUUGGCUGGCUAGCGUCAUUUAUCAAACAAAUAAAUUCACUUGAUUCAAAAAAGUUUUAAAAACUUUUGGAUAACACAAACUAAUUAUGUUUAAAAGUUUUUGAAAAGUACAUUGUUUAUUUCUUUAUAGAUGACGUGAUAUUAAUAUUUAAAAAUUAUGUAGUACAACAAUUCAAUCAAAAUGGAUAAAUAAAUCAUCGGGUCUGACCGAAAAUAAAUUAAUAGAAGAGUAUGGAAAUGUUAUGUUAAAAAUAAGGUAUUUUUUAUAUAUCUUUUUUGCUGAUUUUAAUUUGACACUUUGCAACAUCGCGUUAAGUUGUAUUGACAGCAUGACAGAUAUAAUUCUAAAUUCUAAUGAAUGUUUGGAAUGCUAGGAAUGUUAGACGUUAGGAAUGAUAGGAAUGCGUAAAAUAAGUGACAUAAGAAAUGCAUGGGCGGAUUUUAAGAACAUUGAUAUUAAACUAAGGAUAAACCGAAAAUUCUGAAAAUUAAUAGGGUUCUAAGUUAGAAGCAAUUAUUUAAGAAAAUCAAAACCGCAAGUCAAUCAGAACUUUCGUUCUGGAGUUAUCGUGCCGGCAUACAUACACACAGACGACCAGACAAAUUUUUUUUUGCAUUUUCGGACUCGUGAAAAAAAAGAUUUAAAAAUAGGGGUAAGAAAAUUUUUUCGUCUGCACGAAUGAAAUACUGAGGCUUUUUUAAUAUAAAAGUUGUAUAACCAUAUUUAACGAUUGUCCUUAAAUAUAUAGGGUAAUCCUUAAACGAGGUGCUGACCAAAGCUAUACUUUUUUAAAACAAAACAUCCUACAGGUAUACAUAUUUGAUUGUUUUCACAUUGUCAAACAAUUUUAAUUAAAUUCAUUCAUUUACUAUGUUGUAUAUAGGGUGUGUUAAAACGUGAGGUUACGAUUUUCUAAAUUUUUUAAAUGGAAUACCCGGUAUUAAUUAAUUGGUGGCAUACCAUACAGGGUAUUUCAUUUAAAAAAAUUUAGAAAAUCUCGCAUUUUUGACACCCUAUAUAAAACAUAGCAAAUAAAUGAAGACUAUUGAAAUUGUUUGACGAUGUGUUUUGCUUUAAAAAUGUAUAGGUUUGGUCAGCCCCUUCCCAACUAGCAAAGUAGCUUUAUAAUUUUGAGUUUACAAUACUAUAAUGUUUUAUUGAUAUUAUAAUUUGAUAUACUAAAAUUGCAGAAACCACUAUUAUGUUCUCUGAAACUAAAUUGCUAUGUAAAUUAGUUUUUACAACUUUCAUACAGCAAAAUUAUAAAAUAGUUAUCAGGAUAACUAUAAAAUUAUUACAUAAACAUUUAUGCAACUAUUCCAUAUAACAUUCUCAGCUAAUAAAAUUAAAUUGUGAUUCUAUAUUGUUGCUUUGGAUCAACUUUACAACUCUGGUUAUACAAAUACAAGUGUUUCAUAUGCCCAUAAUAACGCUUUAAAAAAUAGUUAAAUAAAUAUUAAGCAAUUUGCUUCUGAUGGAAAUUCUAAAAUAUCUGUAAUGUAGUGUCGAAAUACACUUCUGCAAAUCAAAAAACUAUAUAGAGCUAUUAUAAAUCAAUAAUUUUACUUAAGAAUAGUAUUAUCCCUUUAAAAAUAUAAAAAAAAUUAAAGCAACUAUAUUUGGUAGUACCUACACCAUAUUAUUUUGUAUUUUAGAUUUGUUUAACCACUGCCCAUACCAUUUGUAUGUGAGUAUACGUCUGAAAAUUUCAGAUUUAAAUAAGUGAAGCAAUAUAAAAAAUAAGUGGUACCGGCUUUUCAGAGAAUAGUAAAAACAUUUUGCUGUUUUGUCUAGACAAUAAAAAAAAAGUAUAAUUUAGCAACAUAAUUAUGUUCUGAAUAAUCAUGCCUCAAUACUUAAAGAAAGCCAUAUUUCUGGCGAUGUCUAUGUUAAACUUGCUUAUUCUAGGCAAUAUUAUAAAUUAGGCUUGCUGAUUAAAGCUAAAUCUACUGUCGAUUUUACUAGUUUAUGAGACAAAACCAAUGUUAUUCAAAGAUUUUUAUCAUUUGUAAUAUUAGCAUAAUCUUAUUACUAAAAAAUCCAUUUGCAUAAAUUUAGUUUUUGUUUCACACUGAAAAAAUAUUAGAAAUAUGAAUCAAACUCGAGGCGCUUAAAAAUUUAUGUGUGCUAUACAAUUAACAGUAAUUCUUGCUGCGCAUCCAAAAACGACUCUAUACAUUAUGUCCAAACCGCUUUAUAGAUAUCUCUUAGGUAGGUACUGCCAUUUUACUAUUAUCGCCUCGAAUUGAUCUUUUAUGACAAAUCUAUAAUUAUUUUCUUUUUACCAGAUACAUUUAAAAAACUAAAAUGUUACUGAUUUUGAUAUACAACAUAACCUCAAAUUUUAAAAUGUAUAAAACAGUUAUUAAAGCUCAAAAAACAUUUGUUUAAAUGUGUAGUAACUGUCCGGUAACUCCAUUCAACAAUUCUUAUACAAUUUACCAAUGAACCAAAUAGUUCUGUAAUACUGCACCCAUUCUGUGUUUAUUACUGUUGAAAGAUUGUUCCGGAAAUGUUCUUAGCUAAUAUUUUGUUUUAUAAAUUUUGUUCUGUAAUCAUUUUUUCAGCAUUUAUAAAAUAUCAAAUUGUUAUUUGUGUCGUUUAUGGACCACCCUCUAUAUUUAAGAAUAAUGAUUAAAUAUGGUCAUACAACUUUUAUAUUAAAAAUUGCUUCGUAUUUCCAAUAAUAAAACGGCUAUCAAUCAAUUACUCCCUGAUCGUAUAUGUGUUAUUCGCUAACAUGUUGGUAUCGUUGAAUAGUUAAAUUUAUAACGAAUUUUAUGCUAAAAUAAUAUAAAAAUUGAGUAAAUUGAACUUAAAAUUGGCCAUAUAUAAGACACGUUUCAAAAUACUAUAAAAUAUUCCAGUUCUAUCACUACUAUUCGUUAGCUUACUAUCUUAUAAGUCUGUACUUCAAACAUUGUUUAAAUCAUUGUAAACCUACCUUAAUUAUGAUAAUUUAAUUAGGGGUCUGCAUAGUUCUCCAAUUUCAUAAAAAAAUUAAUUGCUUGGCAACCCUGUAAUGUUUUAAAAAAAAUAAGGUUGAAUACAGUAUUACCAAAUCAUUUUAAAACUGAAAUAAAAUACACCCUGUAGAAGUUGAAUAUAUCUUUGCUUUAAUGAAAUAAUGACAAAAACGUAAAAAAAAAACACUUUUUUUUGGAAUUAAUUAUUUUACCAAUGCCUAGAGAUAUUCAACUUGUUUGAAUCAUUAUUAUUAGUUUUGAAAUAAGUAAAAACUUUUAUGAAAAAUAAUAUUUCCUCUAAAAGUUGAAAAUAAAAAGUUUUCGUUUUUUUUCAGUCCAUCCAUAUUUAUAUUAGCUCAUGUUACAUAAUUAUUCAAGUGAAUACGAGUGAAGUAAUAAUCUUAGAAUAAAGAGACCAGAUAUGUAACACACCGGUGUUUAACAUGCGCGAAUGUUACCAAUUUCUAAAGAAAGGUUAACGGAGAGGGGGAAUUGGGAGGAGACCCGAACUCUGUGGCAGGGACGGACUUGAUUUAAUGGAAUGUGUUGUAUUAUGAAAUUAAAUUAACGUGAUUUUUUAAUAUCAAACAAAUGCAACGACAUUUUAUGUAAAGAGAAGACAAAAGUUCUUUUAUAGAAUAUUUCGUUAGCGUCUAUUUACACGGACUUUUUUGCAAGAGACUACAAUAAAAUGUUGAAAUAGAAUAUUGUUGAUCGAGCAAGGAAUGGUACUCAUUGCCUACGAGUAUAAGAAUGGCUUCAUGAAAAUUUUUUGUGAGUUGAACAUUGUUUUUUCUACGACUAUUAAUAUUAAAAAUUGGUCAAAAUAAGAAAAUGCCGUUUUGUAUUUUAAACGCAUAUUAAAUUUUUUUUAUGAAUUUAUGAAUCGUAUUUCCUUUAUAAUCGAUUAUUUGAUUAUCUUUGAAAAAUCUAAACUAAUCAAUUAAUUAGAGAAAGCCAAUUAACCAAUAAAUCGAUUUUUCUAAAAAAUAACCGAAUUGUCGAAUAUUUUAAAUAAGCGAUUGUUUUCGAUCAAUCGAUUAUUGUCAAAUAAUUUAUUAGAUUAUAACAGUUGAUUAACAUAGAAUAAACUUAAACUAAAAAAUAACCGAAUUAUCGAUUAUUUUAAAUAAUCGUAAAUUUUCGAUCAAUCGAUUAUUUUUAAUUAAUCUAUUUUCUUUUCGUAUAGCCUUUAAAAUCGAUUAUUCUAUUGUCUUUGAAAAAUUUAAAAUAAUUGAUCAAAAAUAAUUGAUCGAAAAUUAUUGAUUAAUCGAAAAUAACCGAUUAAAAACUGAUUGACCCAUAAAUCGAUUUUUCUAAAAAAUAACUGAAUUAUCCAGCCGUGUUCACUUAAGGUACAUGCCAAUGGAAGUGGCUAAUUUACAAAUAAUAUUCUCAGGUAACGCAGUAGAGUCAAAACAGUCAAAGUCGAUUAUUUGAUUCUUUGAAAAUUAUAAUAAUGUUGGCCGGGAUUUUUUGAUUUAAUUUAAUUAUUUAAAAUUAACUCUGAUGCCUUGGUAGGAUUCCCCACCCGACCAUUCACUGUUGGGUACUAAUUAACAGUGCUGUUCCUAAAGUGGCGCUCAGAAACAGUAACAAAGCCUACACAGAACACGAGGCUAAUGGCCGUAGCAGUUGAUGCCGAUAACAAAAUAAUAAUAAUAAUAAUAAUAAUGCCAAUAAUAAAUCAAUUAGUAAAUACAAGUAUAAUUAAUAACAAAACAUAAAAAUAUUGAAAAUAAAUGGCGAAGUUGAUUAUGUUAUGGAGCCAAAACAUGAAUAAAUAUUUUUUAUGACCGACCAGAAAAUAUACACUUUCUGAAAAAUUUUUUGUCCAGUAAAAUAACGUUUUGCCGAUCAAGACCGGAAAGUAGACGUUAGGGACCGGUAAAAGCUUUUUUUAAGACCGACCAGAAAGUAUACAUUUUCUGAACAAUUUUUCGUCCAGAAAAUAUUGAGCCUUUAAAGCAUGAGCGGAGUGGCCUUAACGUUGCGAAUGCUUUAAAGGCGAUUAUGAAUUGUGUCAUACGAUAUUUUUUAGUAUGAAUGCAGUCAAAAUUUAAAAAAAAACAUGAGGACGAUUACAAUUUAUUUUUUUUUUUUUUUUAAUGACGGAAACCCCAUCUUUCUCUUAUUUAAAAAAAACAAUAAAUUGUAAACGUGUGAAGGUGCAUUCAUACAAUACACCUUCACACGCUGAAAUAGAAAGAUGGGAUUUCUCUUAAAAAAAUUUGUAAUCGUCCCCUUUUUACUUUCCUAUCUGUAUAUAGGAAUCAUGAUUUUUUUCGCCCUCGAGUUUUCGACGGAUUUUUACGUUUUGAGGUCCCCUUAAUCCGUUUUGACUAUUUUCGCGAUGAUGUCUGUGUGUGUAUAUCUGUGUGUAUCUGUGUAUGUAUCUGUGUAUGUAUCUGUGUAUGUAUCUGUGUAUGUAUCUGUGUAUGUAUCUGUGUAUGUAUCUGUGUAUGUAUCUGUGUAUGUAUCUGUGUAUGUAUCUGUGUAUGUAUCUGUGUGUGUAUCUGUGUGUGUAUCUGUGUGUGUAUCUGUGUGUAUAUAUGUGUAUAUCUGUGUGUGUAUCUGUGUGUGUAUCUGUGUGUGUAUCUGUGUGUGUAUCUGUGUGUGUAUCUGUGUGUAUCUGUGUGUGUAUCUGUGUGUGUAUCUGUGUGUGUAUCUGUGUGUGUAUCUGUGUGUGUAUCUGUGUGUGUAUCUGUGUGUGUAUCUGUGUGUGUAUCUGUGUGUGUAUCUGUGUGUGUAUCUGUGUGUGUAUCUGUGUGUGUGUGUGUCUGUGUGUGUGUAUCUGUGUGUGUAUCUGUGUGUGUAUCUGUGUGUGUGUGUGUCUGUGUGUGUGUAUCUGUGUGUGUGUGUCUGUGUGUGUCUGUGUGUGUCUGUGUGUGUGUGUAUCUGUGUGUGUGUGUGUAUGUAUCUGUGUAUGUAUCUGUGUAUGUAUCUGUGUAUGUAUCUGUGUAUGUAUCUGUGUAUGUAUCUGUGUAUGUAUCUGUGUAUGUAUCUGUGUAUGUAUCUGUGUAUGUAUCUGUGUAUGUAUCUGUGUGUGUAUCUGUGUGUGUAUCUGUGUGUGUAUCUGUGUGUAUAUAUGUGUAUAUCUGUGUGUGUAUCUGUGUGUGUAUCUGUGUGUGUAUCUGUGUGUGUAUCUGUGUGUGUAUCUGUGUGUGUAUCUGUGUGUAUCUGUGUGUGUAUCUGUGUGUGUAUCUGUGUGUGUAUCUGUGUGUGUAUCUGUGUGUGUAUCUGUGUGUGUAUCUGUGUGUGUAUCUGUGUGUGUAUCUGUGUGUGUAUCUGUGUGUGUAUCUGUGUGUGUAUCUGUGUGUGUAUCUGUGUGUGUAUCUGUGUGUGUGUGUGUGUGUCUGUGUGUGUGUAUCUGUGUGUGUAUCUGUGUGUGUAUCUGUGUGUGUGUGUGUGUCUGUGUGUGUGUGUAUCUGUGUGUGUGUGUCUGUGUGUGUCUGUGUGUGUCUGUGUGUGUGUGUAUCUGUGUGUGUGUGUGUAUCUGUGUGUGUGUGUGUGUGUAUCUGUGUGUGUGUGUAUCUGUGUGUGUGUGUAUCUGUGUGUGUGUGUGUAUCUGUGUGUGUGUGUGUGUGUGUGUAUCUGUGUGUGUGUGUGUGUGUGUGUGUGUGUGUGUGUGUGUAUCUGUGUGUGUGUGUGUAUCUGUGUGUGUGUGUAUCUGUGUGUGUGUGUGUAUCUGUGUGUGUGUGUGUAUCUGUGUGUGUGUGUGUGUGUGUGUGUAUCUGUGUGUGUGUGUGUAUCUGUGUGUGUGUGUGUAUCUGUGUGUGUGUGUGUGUAUCUGUGUGUGUGUGUGUAUCUGUGUGUGUGUGUAUCUGUGUGUGUGUGUAUCUGUGUGUGUGUGUAUCUGUGUGUGUGUGUAUCUGUGUGUGUGUGUGUGUAUAUCUGUGUGUGUGUGUGUAUAUCUGUGUGUGUGUGUAUAUCUGUGUGUGUGUGUGUGUGUAUCUGUGUGUGUGUGUGUGUGUGUAUCUGUGUGUGUGUGUGUGUGUAUCUGUGUGUGUGUGUAUCUGUGUGUGUGUGUGUGUAUCUGUGUGUGUGUGUGUGUAUCUGUGUGUGUGUAUCUGUGUGUGUGUGUAUCUGUGUGUGUGUGUGUAUCUGUGUGUGUGUGUGUAUCUGUGUGUGUGUGUGUGUGUGUAUCUGUGUGUGUGUGUGUGUGUGUGUGUGUGUGUGUGUGUGUGUGUGUGUGUGUGUGUGUGUGUGUGUGUGUGUGUGUGUGUGUGUGUGUGUGUGUGUGUGUGUGUGUGUGUGUGUGUGUGUGUGUGUGUGUGUGUGUG